This is a messenger RNA of Fibroporia radiculosa, 771 nucleotides long. RefSeq lists its product as uncharacterized. The record is from RefSeq and is a predicted model, not a curated record. Gene Ontology annotation, biological process: protein acetylation. The transcript is spliced from 7 exons. The coding region runs from base 1 to 771 and encodes 256 amino acids. Gene Ontology annotation, molecular function: N-acetyltransferase activity. NCBI's taxonomy places the organism in Eukaryota, Fungi, Basidiomycota, Agaricomycetes, Polyporales, Fibroporiaceae.
AUGCGGUGCAACGAGAACACGAUCAUAGUCGACAAAGACGUCGUACUCGUGCCCUAUCGACCCGAGCACGUCGCCAAGUAUCAUGAAUGGAUGACGAGUGCGGAGCUGCGCGAGUUGACUGCGAGCGAGCCACUGACCCUCGAAGAAGAGUAUGAGAUGCAGCAGAAGUGGCAGACUGACGAAGACACUGACUCGGCCUGGCCCACGAACAAUGAUCCCGAUUUGCCCCUCCAUGCUUCGCCUAUACGCAAACAUCCAGAGCUAACGUUCAUCAUUCUCGCCCGCCCCCGUGAUGCCGACGAUCCGAGUGCACCGAGUACACUGACGCACGCCGACGGCGACGAUAAUUUAGAUAUUCACUCGCUGCCUAUGGUCGGCGAUGUCAACCUUUUCCUCAAGGGCACGCCGGAGGACGAAGACUUCGAAGCCGAGGCAGAGGUUAUGAUCGCGGAGCCUGCAUUUCGCCGACGCGGCCUCGCCCUGGCUGCACUGGAGCUCAUGCUGUCGUAUGCCACCUCCCCAUCCGCACCGGCUCCGCUGCCUGUUCCGCGCGAGAGGCUCGUCGCACGCAUCGCGGAGACAAAUGAGCCCAGCGUGCGUCUGUUCGAGCGUCUCGGAUUUGCCGUGACCCGUCGCGUGGAGGUGUUCCAGGAGCUCGAGAUGCGCUGGGGGGCUAAGGAAGGGGCGCAUGUAGAGAGGUGGCGAGAGGGGGUGACGAGGACGCUCCAACUUCGGAACUUUACGAGUGUACGGGAGAUGUUGACCCCAUAG